AUUUCAGUGUCUUAAAUGACAAACGUGUAUUUCUUGUUUAUACAACUCGUCCAUCUUGGGUUGUCAGUGGCGCGAGUUUGUAUACUGUGGUCCCUGGGAACUGGGGCUGGAUGGAGCCGCGACCAUCUCCAACAUUGCUCAUUACUGUGCCAGAGAGAAAAGGGGGUCUGGAGGACCUCACAUCUGCAAUCAAAUGCUUGGUCUGAGGUUGGACUCAGGGUCCCGAGGCAACUCAGACUGCUGCAGAGGCUGAAAACCAAACCCUUGAUGGCAGAAUUCUCAGUGAAGUCCACCAUUAUUUCCCGGUAUGCCUUCACUACGGUUUCCUGCAGGAUGCUGAACAGAGCGUCUGAGGACCAGGAAUUCGAGUUUCAGAUGCAGAUUCCAGCCGCAGCUUUCAUCACUAACUUCACCAUGCUCAUUGGAGACAAGGUGUAUCAGGGAGAAAUUACAGCGAGAGAAAAGAAAACCGGUGAUAAGGGGACAGCGAAAAGGAAUAAAACCACAGAAGAUAAUGGGGAGAAGGGGACGGAAACCUUCAGAGCCUCCGUGGUGCUGCCCAGCAAGGACAAGGCGGCCUUCCUGCUCAGCUACGAGGAGCUCCUGCAGAGGCGGCUGGGGAAGUACGAGCACGCGGUUAGCGUGCGGCCCCAGCAGCUGGUGGGGCGGCUGACGGUGGAGGUGGACGUGCUGGAGCCGUCGGGCAUCUCGGCGCUGGAGGUGCCGCGGCUCCAGAACAGCGGGCACCGCGGUGGCGGCGGCGGCGCGCGCGGGGACGAUGAUUUGGGGCCCCCUCCUUCUACUGUUAUCAACCAAAAUGAAACGUUUGCCAAAAUCACUUUUAAGCCCAGUGUGGUCCAGCAAGCCAAGAUUGCCCAGAACGGCAUUUUGGGAGAUUUCAUCGUUAGAUAUGAUGUCAACAGAGAUCAGAGCAUUGGGGACAUCCAGGUUCUGGAUGGCUAUUUUGUGCACUACUUUGCCCCCAAAGACCUUCCUCCUUUACCCAAGAAUGUGGUGUUUGUGCUCGACAGCAGUGCCUCCAUGGUGGGGACCAAGCUCCGGCAGACCAAGGACGCCCUCUUCACGAUUCUGCAUGACCUCCGACCCCAGGAUCGUUUCAAUAUCAUUGGAUUUUCCAACCGGAUCAAGGUCUGGAAGGACCAUUUGGUGUCGGUUACUCCCAACAACAUCAGAGACGGCAAAGUCUACAUUCACCACAUGUCACCCACUGGAGGCACGGACAUCAACGGGGCCCUGCAGAGGGCCAUCAGGCUGCUCAACGACCUCGUGGCCCACAACGAUGUCGAGGCCCGCAGCGUGUCCCUCAUCGUCUUCCUGACGGACGGGAAGCCCACCGUUGGGGAGACCCACACGCCCCAGAUCCUCAACAACACCAGGGAGGCCGCCCGGGGCCAGGUCUGCAUCUUCACGGUGGGCAUCGGGGACGACGUGGACUUCAAGCUCCUGGAGAAGCUGUCCCUGGAGAACUGCGGGCUCACACGGCGCGUCCAGGAAGACGAGGACGCGGGCUCACAGCUCAUCGGAUUCUAUGAUGAGAUCAGGACCCCUCUCCUCUCGGACAUCCGCGUGGAUUAUCCGCCCAGCUUAGUGGAGCACGCCACCAGGACCCUGUUCCCCAACUACUUCAAUGGCUCAGAGAUCGUCAUUGCGGGGAAGCUGGCGGACAAGGGGCUGGGCCAGUUGCACGUGCAAGUGACGGCCAGCAACAGUAAGAAGUUCGUCCUACUCAAGAAGGACGUGCCCGUGGAUCCUCGGAAGGUGGAGAGUGACGUCCCCGGAAGCUCCAAGCCCGAGGGUGGUGGCCAGUACCCCAACCACCUGGAGCGUCUCUGGAGCUACCUGACCCUGAAGGAGCUGCUCAGUGCCUGGCUGCAGAGCGACGGCGAGCAGGACAGGGAGCGGCUGAGGCAGAAGGUGCAGGCCCUGGCCGUGGACCACCGCUUCCUCACCCCGUUCACUGCCUUGAAGUUGAGAAAAUCAGCACCGCAGACAGCGACCCUGGAGGAUGCCUACGGCGUGUCCGCGGCCACAGGACCGGAGACGGUGACGCAGAGCCUGCGAGGCGCCCACCUGCAGCCAGGACCUGCUCUCCAGAAGCCAUAUGACCCGAGAAUUCGAAUCUCUAAGACAUCAGCGGAUGGAGACCCCCACUUCGUGGUGGAUUUCCCCUUGAGCAAGCUAACCGUCUGCUUCAACAUUGAUGGGCAGCCCGGGGACAUUCUGAGGCUGGUCUCUGAUCACACGGACUCCGGUGUGACGGUGAAUGGAGAGUUAAUCGGGGCUCCGGCUCCUCCAAAUGGCCACAAGAAACAGCGCACUUACUUCCGAACCAUCACCAUCCUCGUGAACAAGCCCGAGAGGUCUUACCUGGAGAUCACACCGAACAGAGUCAUCUUGGACGGUGGGGACAGGCUGGUCCUUCCCUGCAACCAGAGCACCGUGGUGGGGAGCCGCGGGCUGGAGGUGUCCGUGUCCGCCAACGCCAAUGUCACCGUCACCAUCCAGGGCACCGUGGCCUUCGUCAUCCUCAUCCACCUCUACAAAAAGCCAGCCCCCUACCAGCGGAACCACCUGGGCUUCUACAUCGCCAACAGCAAAGGCCUUUCCAGCAGCUGCCACGGCCUCUUAGGUCAGUUCCUGAACCAGGAGGCCAGACUCACUGAGGAGCCUGCCGGGCUCGGCAAGAGCCCUGCUAAGCCUCCCUCCCCCGAGGCAGGCGAGCUGUCUCAGGCCGUCCUCAAGGUCAGAGACCACCAGGUGCCCGUGGUGUGGAAGCAGAGGAAAAUCUACAACGGGGAAGAGCAGGUGGACUGCUGGUUUGCCCGGAACAACGCUGCCGACCUGAUCGACGGGGAGUAUAAGGACUACCUGGCGGCCCAUCCUUUUGACUCAGAGACAGCCUUCGGCCAGCACCCCUCCGGGGGGCUCUGACACCAGCAGCCUUAACGUACGAGUGGUGACAGGGGAACAUCUUCGGGGACCCCGUGGUGCGAUUCUUGUCACUUGCACGUGCCAGGUCUCUUGACAGGUGGCUGCCACCUGUGACUCAUCCUUGGUGAUGAGAGGUCUGCUGUCUGCUUGAGCAAAGGGUGGGGUCGGGACGUUGACGUGCGAAUGGGAUUUCCUCCCCUCCCCCUCCCCUGUCUCCAGUAACCAAAGGUGGCGGCACCAAGUGGACAAGUCAUGGUUAAAAGCAAGACAUCUCUGUCUUGUACGACUGGCCUGUUCUUGUCACAGCUCACUGUAAGGUGACUCUGACGAAGGAAGGUGGCCAUAAAGUUUGUUUUCUUUGUGGAAAUGGCCAGGUCUGGAGACUCCACUUUUAGCUUCAUAGUAACGCUUACGGAUCUCCCCUCUUUGUGCUGCUGUGCUCUCCGGGGGUCUGGCCAACCUCUGCCUCAGGGGACCCCCUCGCUAGGCCCAGGCCACCGGUCGCGCAGCUAGCACGUAGAUUCGAGCCUUGUAAACAAUCUGGUCUUUUCGUAGGAGAGAAUUUUCUUCUGCUGUGGUAUCUUGCCCUUGGAAAUUUGUUUUCCUUUUUAAAGAUUGAUUCAGAAUAGAAAACCUGCAUCAUCCCAGAUCACCGGUAUCUUUCUAACGGGCUCUGCAAACCGCCUGGCCUUGUGGACGGAGAGUCUCCUAUUUAUUUCAGAAAAGCUGCACACCUCUGAUAAACAGGGCAGCCCGUGUGGGUGUGCACCCAUCCCUGGAGCCGGCCAGCUGGGUGAGGAGUCCCUCACGUGGCUCUUCAGCCUUGGUCCUGAUUCCGACCUGGCGUGCUCCCCGGUGCCCCGGGAGCUGAUAAAUUCCGCUCUCACAGAAGGGGGAUGGGAGGGACCGUCAGCCAGUGUGCGCCCACUGGCCGGCCUGCAGGAACCAAACUGCUCGUUCUCAGCAGGAAAUGCAGACGUGCUUCUGCAUCUAAGAAGCACAUCUGUCUGCCCACAUCCCAGACAGGCAAGGCCAGGGAGCGGCACGAGCACAGGGCUUUGGCUGCAGAGCGAGGGCAAAUCUGGUUCCAUCAGGGAAAGGCUAAAAUGGGGGCCUGGGGGUGGCUUCAAAAGUCAGUGGGUGUCACCCUCCCCAUCGUGGAAUCCACACAGCCCGCUCACAUUAACCAGGGGAGCGGGGACCGACAGGGCCUCAGAGCCUCUCUUCUCCCCUCCUCAGGUUUUUUGCUCUGCUCUGUCUUCUCAGGGUCACAGGGGUUCCGUCAGCCUGUUCCCCACUGCCGUCGGGGGUGUUGGAGCAAACAGCAGAGACAGAAAGCUUUGGGUCAAAGAAAUGGAAGCUUUGGAUGGGAGAGCGAAUUAAAUAAAGGCUUUCGUGCCGGCUUCGUG
This is a messenger RNA of Vicugna pacos (alpaca), 4361 nucleotides long. Lineage: Eukaryota; Metazoa; Chordata; Mammalia; Artiodactyla; Camelidae. The record is from RefSeq and is a predicted model, not a curated record.